Emys orbicularis (European pond turtle) is the source of this 960-nucleotide messenger RNA. It is a transcript of the gene CD80, whose product is annotated as CD80 molecule. Gene Ontology annotation, biological process: cellular response to lipopolysaccharide; cell surface receptor signaling pathway; immune response. The record is from RefSeq and is a predicted model, not a curated record. Bases 1 to 960 code for a protein of 319 amino acids. Lineage: Eukaryota; Metazoa; Chordata; Testudines; Emydidae. The transcript has 5 exons. Gene Ontology annotation, cellular component: external side of plasma membrane.
AUGGUGUGUGUGGCCAGGGCUGAACUGAUGUGGUCUGGACUGGCAUUAAAGAAUUGGUUCUGGCAGGGGCUCUUUGUGCUUCACGUUACUAGUCUAGUCUUUGCAAAGGAAAACCCGGUCAAAGCCAAAGUGGGAAAAAUCAUCCACCUGCCCUGCUGCCAUGAACUACCCAGCCCAGAGUCCCAGUAUAACUACCGCGUUUACUGGCAAACAGAAAAAGAAGUAGUGAUGGCUUACUCAGCAGGGAAGCUGGUCAGGACCGAUGCAAAGUUUGUGAACCGGACCAAGAUGGACCUACAGAACCUCACAAUGUCAAUUUUCCCAGUGAAACUAUCAGACACCGACACAUAUAAAUGCAUAGUUCAAGUGAUAGAGAAGGGACCUUCCAAGCUCUGUGACAGGACUGUGGAUUUGGUGGUUGAAGCUGACUUCAGCAAGCCUGUCAUAUCAGCAGAUGUACCCAAAGAUGCUUGUGGCUCAACUGAGGUGAUGGUGAACUGUUCUUCUCAUGGUGGCUUUCCAGCACCCAGAGUCUCUGGGAUCCUCAAUAAUAUGUCUGUGGACUGGCAAACCAAUUUAUCUGACUCAAAAGACAGCCUCUAUAAUGUCACCGCCAAAUUGCAGCUCAAUCUGACUGAAGACAUUUUCCUCACGUGUACCAUUGAGUAUGAUGACUUCAAAGUGUCCUCUAACUACAUUCUGAAAAAACUAAAGGAAUGUCCUUCUUCUCCAACAUCUCCGCCCCAGGGGGUCAUUAUUGCCUCGAGUUUGGUUCUCAUCUGCAUCUUCCUUGUGGCCAUUGCCUUGCUUUUAAAAUAUUUCCGGUGUCAUGGCUGCGAACAACUGCGGUGCUCUCACUACCCUGUCCCUCAAGAUCCAGCAGUGGGAACUGAAAUGAAAGACGGUGUAAGAGGUGUCAUUGACCUCUCUGAAGUAACAUCAGAAGCAGCAUCUUUCUGA